Molecule: messenger RNA, 4527 nt
Organism: Phalacrocorax carbo (great cormorant)
Lineage: Eukaryota; Metazoa; Chordata; Aves; Suliformes; Phalacrocoracidae
Source: RefSeq, a predicted model, not a curated record
GCUCGCAGGGAGCAAGAGGGAACUGCUCGGAGGGAGCAGGUGGAGAGGCAGCCCCGCUGCAUUCAUGGCACCCGGCUGCUUCCCUGCAGCCCUGCGCCAGCCGCUUGCCUUCACCCCACAACCCCUGGCUUGGAUGUGCGGGCUGGUGUCUUCUGAGGAACUGAUGCUUUUGGUCCAGACUCCCCACCGAUGGCUCUGAUCAACUUUGCCGCCCCUGCAACCCCCAGCCUGGGACCCUCUGCCUCUCCACUGAGAGUAGGGAUGCUUGCUUUCCGCCUGGCAGGCUGUGCCAGCCACCUGCCAGUCGCCUCGGAGUACUUUCCUAUCACGUGUCCCUGCCUUGCUGUGUCGUCAAGCCCUCUUAGUCUGUGAAAAUUCCCCCCACUUCACCAGUAUCCUCUGGGGCUGCUGUCUCUUUGGCUUUCUGGUCUUCAUCAGCCCUAUUCCUUGGCCAAUUCCUAUUCAGAUCUUGCCCUUGAUCUUCUGCCCCUUUGGAUGCUUUGAGAAGAGUGGACAGCUUCACGUGGAAGGUACGGGCAGAAGUUAUCCUUGUUUGAUAGGAUACUGGCUGCAGUGGGAACGAUUUGGGAGCCAUGGGCUGUCGGCUUGUCCGUGGCCUCUCUGGAGCCGCAGUCUUCCUUGUCAGCGUGGCUCUGCUUUCCAUGCGGCACCGUGGGGCUCAGGAAACAGCUCAGUACCCAGGGCUCAGGGAGGGGAUGCUGGAGAAGCCAGAGCAAUGGAGGAAAGUGAGCCCAGAAGAUGUCAUGGGAGGUGGUGGCAAGGGGCAGAAGGACCUGCAAGUCCAUCCUCCGGAGGGAUACAGGACUGAGGGAAGCCUGACCCUUGGGGACAUUUUCAUAGCUGUGAAGACAACCAAGAGAUUUCACCAGAGUAGGAUGGAGCUGCUCCUGGACACGUGGAUAUCCCGAGCAAGAGAGCAGACCUAUGUCUUCACUGAUGAAGAAGAUGAUGCCCUGAAAAGGAGAAUGGGUGACCACGCAGUCUUCACCAACUGCUCUGCCGAGCACAGCCACCCAGCCCUCUCCUGCAAAAUGGCUGCUGAGUUUGACGCCUUCCUGGCCAGCAGCCAGAGCUGGUUUUGCCAUUUAGAUGAUGACAACUACCUGAACCCUCAGGCCCUCCUGAAGGUCUUGUCCUCCUACUCUGCGACGUGGGACGUUUACCUGGGGAAACCCAGCCUGAACAGACCCAUCUGGGCCUCCGAAAAGCUGCCAAACAAUGAGACGAAAUCUGUGCGCUUCUGGUUUGCCACAGGAGGAGCUGGGUUCUGCAUCAGCCGCAAGCUGGCAAGCAAGAUGGUGCCUUGGGCCAGUGGCAGGAACUUCCUGAGCACUUCAGAGCUCAUCCGCCUGCCGGACGACUGCACCGUGGGUUACAUCAUUGAGUGCAAAGUUGGUGGGCAGCUGCUGCCCAAUGCACUCUUCCACUCCCACCUGGAGAACCUCCAGCUUAUCCCCUCCUCUCGGCUCACGCAGCAGGUCACCCUCAGCUAUGGUGUCUUUGAGGACAAGCUCAACGUUAUUGAACUCAGUGGCCCCUUCUCACCCCAAGAGGAUCCCUCAAGCAGGUUUCGAUCACUCCACUGCCAUCUCUACCCCGACACCUCCUGGUGCUUGCAGGCUGUUGGCUGGUGAUGCCUCAGCCUCAGCUAAAGUGGGUCCUGGUGACAUCCAUUUACCUUGUGCAUGUAGGAAGUGGGACACUGAAGAAGCUUGGUGGUUCCAACUUUCCCUUUUCUAUGGUGGUCCUGGGGCUGUGUGAUGGCUUUUUUGGUCCUUGCUGAACACUGGUGACACAGGACAAGAGAUGAUCUGUGCCAAAGAUGGAUAACAUGGGCUGGACACAUGGACGGCCUUCCCAUCUGUGCUGGGAUACAUGCAAGGGAUGGGAUCAGUAUGCCUUCCUGAGCAGAUCAAGGACUGGGUGGUGACUGCUGGGCAUCUGGGUAGAGAUGGGGACCUGCUGCAGCUCCUUGCUUGGAUUCAUCUUGCCGGACUAGAAAGGCCUUGGGUAUGGGUAAUCAGUUCCCAGCUGAGGAUGGCUGAUAGCAUGACGUGGCUCCAGCAUGUCUGAGCAGGCCCUUUUCCUCUGUAUCUGCCUGUGCUUUCCCCACCACCCACUCUUCCCAGCUACAGCCCCUUGGCUGAGUUUCUGCUUAGUCAAGGUCUAUAGAAAUGGAAAAAUAUGAUCAUUUCUGUGGUGAAUGAAUGCUGGAAAAGCGUAGUCCUUGCCUGGCAGAGAAUAGAUGGGCAGGAAGUACAAAGAAUCAGGAAUCCCCCUGUCUGCUGGGACAAAGAAGAGGGUGUGGCGUGGGGGAGCCAGGAGGAGACAGUCUGAGAUGAAGAUGGUUCCUGCACUGAACAUUGAAGGCUUGAUCUUGUAUGGCCCUGCAUUAUUCCUCUUUUUACCUUCUUGAUAUGGGGUCAGGAUAAUCUCUUGCUCUAAUUACCAACCUGUCAUCUAAGAUUAGACUCCAACUCCUACCUGUGAGAGAGGAGACAUAAAGGAUUAAGACUGGAUGAAAGAGAGGAGAAAGGAAGAGAUGGAGAAGGAGUGCUCAGGAGCGGAUUAGAGGUUACAGCUUUAUAAUCUUCUCAAUGCCCCGACCAAAAAAAUUAAGUCAUGAAGGAAUGGAAACAGCAAGGCAAAGGGCUCUUUAUCCCUGUGGUUUUUUUCCUCCAGAUGCUAAGAGCAGCUUUCUGCCUUCCUGCUGUCCCUGCUGAGCGCAACAGGGGAAAGGAGCAGGCCCAAAUAGGUUACGAGCUUUCUGGCACAUUUGUGGAGAGUCAUUUUCUCAGUACAGAGCUUGGUAUGAAAGCUGGGCAACUCUGCUUGCUGGGGAAUGAACCUUGGCACCAUUUUGUCCUUGUACACAUGGUUAAAUGGCUGAGGGAGAGCACUGUAGGGAAAGCUGGAAGGCAAAGGGGCUGUUCUCAAUGGCAGGUGGUGCCACAAACAGGUAUUUCUCUUUAAAGAGCCUUCCAAAACACACUGCUGGGAUCUGUGAAAUAUUCCUGUAAUCUCCAGAUGAAAGGACAAAUGCCCUUUCUCCAAAGAGCUGCUUAGCUUUGAUGUUGCUGAUGUGACUAAGCCUGCUGCUGGUGGGCUGGAAGAGCCAAGGGCAACUAUCACUGUGCCUCUGCUGUUUUGAAAACUGACCACCCCGUCACCUCCUCCCUCCUGACCCCCAAGCACCAGCAUCUACACAGCACACAUGAGGUUUGAAGGAAAGGUGUCAGAAAGACAUUGCACCUCUGCAAAGGGGAAUCUAGAAAUGAAUGAGCACUUCAGUUUCUGGAGAAGCAUAAAUCAGGAGCCUGUAGAGCUGUUUUCCAAUCUGGUCAUUGUUACCGGUGUUUAACCAGCUUGUGAAGCAGCAGGGAGCCCUGCUUUCUUCUCUUGCACAACGUGCCUUUGUGCUGGAAAUUCGUCCUGAGCAGGGACAGGGGCUAGCUAAUGCCAAUGACCAUUCCUUGAGUUGUGCAAAGCACUUGGCUCUCACAGCUAUCAGAACCUAGGAACCAUGCAGUUCAAAACAGAGACACCCAACUAUUGGAAGGCAGAUGCAGCAUAAAGAAGUCCUGCCCCACAGGGCAAAUUAUUUGGUUUGAAUUUAACCAGAAAAUGAAAAAUACUUCAGUGAGAAGUAAGAGUCUUCAAGAGAAAUCUACACUACCUGGAUAUCUUUUUUUUUCCCCCCAUUCAAACUCCCAGCUGUUGUUGUUAAUUGUGUCUUUGAGUUAAAAAGACAGACCUAUCUGUAGAUGUCCUGGUGACAGUCAAAGCAAAAUGCGAUUCAUGUGCCUGGAGAAGGAGAUGAAACUGGUAGAGUGGACUCCUUUCCUUGGGGAAAAGCAAGGCACAGAAACUGGAAGCCUGCUUUGGAUCCUGGCCUCAGCUGGUCUGAACUGGCCUGGUGCCUUUUGCAUGGCUGAAGAUCAGAUGUUAAAUGGAUUGAGUCCUGGAGUGGCUGCAUGGGGACCGGUUUAAGACUGGGCUUCGUUGCUGGAGCAGUUAAGUGCCACUUCUGUGGAAAAUGUAAUGUGUCAUAAGGAAACCGAGAACAGAUGAGAUGAUGUCUGGGGCAGGGCAUCUCUUGGGUUGUAGAGAAAUGAAUGACAGAAAAGUCCUGUUAUGCCUGUGACGACGAUGCGCUGGAAAGAAAAUAGCUUCUCGGAGUCGACAAAAGAAACCAGGUUUUCUCUAAGAACAGAGAGACAGCUUAAGGGGACAUUCACCACAUGAAAUCUGAUCAACGUUAAAUCUGAGUUAAAAUUAGUUUCAGGAACGAUUCCUGCCCCUGAGGCUUGCUGUCAGAGGUUGUGGUUUUACAGUCUCAUUUUCCUAGUUUAUUAAAAUGUUUAGCUGCUUGGGAAAAUGAGAAACAAUCUCACGUGAAACUUUUCAGGGGUCUGCCUUUUUUUAUUCUCCUUCAUGAUUUUCCUGUGUAACUGUUAAAGUUUUGGAAAGGUUCCACUGGGUCUAUUAAAAUUUCUUUUCUUUCUC